Halichondria panicea is the source of this 833-nucleotide messenger RNA. RefSeq lists its product as uncharacterized. Bases 449 to 757 code for a protein of 102 amino acids. NCBI's taxonomy places the organism in Eukaryota, Metazoa, Porifera, Demospongiae, Suberitida, Halichondriidae. The record is from RefSeq and is a predicted model, not a curated record. The transcript has 7 exons.
UUUUGUGGAUAUUAUGUCUCAGGUCUCAAUAUUGUUGAAGUAGCACAUGAUAAUCAGCCUGUAGUCAAGAGAUUUGUCACUGAUGAUCUCAACCUUACAAACUCGUACGACACAUGGCAUGGCACUAAGAAUGUAGCGAAGAAGAUGAAGAAAGUAGCAAUUGGGACCAAAAAGGCUCAAGGAAAGACGUGGUUUCCAGAGUUAUCUGACAAACGUAAAAGUACGAAAGUUCACUUGUACUACUGUAUGAAGAACUGUGAGCAGUGAGCAGACAAUCUAAGAAAGAACAUUCUGAAUAUCGUUAAACAUUAUCAGAACGAGCACUCAGAUUGUAACGAAGCGUCCCCCUGUAAGCGUCCAGGGUACAAGCCCACGAAGAUAAAACUAGAGGAUCCUCUUGCAAUCGAGUCAUUCACGUCAGCACUAAAAGACACCCUUAUUUACAAGAAUGCCGAAUCAUAUUGUCGAGUGUCGAGACACAUUCUGUGUGGAGUCUUUCAAUCACCAGCUGCUCACAUACAUCUCGAAACGUGUACACUUUGCGGAAGCUACAUUCAACAUGAGAAUGAACCUUGCUAUUAUGGACUGGAACGAGAAUGUACGUAGAGGGUGUACAAGUGAACGACUGGUUCAGGACAUGAGAAGACCGGAUCGUAGGACUCCCAUAAGAGUGCUGAAGGAAAAAUCGUUCAACUUUGCCGGAGAAUAUGGGAGAAUUACGAGCAGCAGAGAAAAGUUGACCUCAGUGAGUUUGUAGAGGACGUGCAACCUGAGCAAUCAGAUGAGCCAGUAGAUGAAAACGAGGACCUAUUAAACGAUGGUGUACAUGUACU